Molecule: messenger RNA, 1203 nt
Organism: Moneuplotes crassus
Lineage: Eukaryota; Ciliophora; Spirotrichea; Euplotida; Euplotidae
Source: the annotation of a GenBank genome assembly
AUGAAUAACAUCAGAAAUAUACAACAAAUUAGACAAGAAAAUAUAAGUCGUGCUGUUUCUGCCACUCAGAGUCAGGAUAUGACAAGAACUUUUGGGAGAGUAAACUUGGCGAAUUCUAGUGAUAUUGAUGGCUUUAUGCAAGGACUUAUAGCAAGAAAUGAAUCUAAAGUAUUUUUGGACAAUAACUUUGAUUCACAAAAACUAAACUCUAAAAAUAAGAACAAUGAGCCAUUACAUUAUUCUAACCAUCAACUCUUAGAAAUUCAUCAGAGUAUUACAAAAACCUUAUCUCCUCCUUCGUAUCAGGAUGAAAAUAUACUUCCUCAACAACCAAAGCUGUUCACUCCUAUCGCUAGAUAUGUGACCCCUUCCUCACAAGUAGCUGCACAAUCCCGUCCGAAAGGGCCUUCCUCUCUUUCUGGAUUAAGGAUUUCAUCUUUUCUGAUAGAAAGACUUGACAGACACUUCUAUUACAAUCUCUACAAUCAACCUUCAAGAGGAAGACCAAGAGCCAACAAAAAUGUUUCUGAGGAAGCUCUCUGGAAACAAGUUAUUGGCGAGUUCAGCCGAAGAGCGAAUAAAAGAAUCCGCAGCCAACGCACUGACGCCAGAAACACUUUGAUGUGAUGGAACUUCAGAAGAGUUGCCAACUACAUCCUCAAGUAUGUUGGGUCUAAGUGUAGCUACAAAUCGAACAAGAUUGAAGAUUACAUCAAGCCUUACGCUGAAGCAUUCACUGUGGGCUUUGUACCCAUCAUCUUUGGAGGCCAGAGCACCCUGAACAAAGUGAAGACUUUCUGAGAAUUCAUUGUGCUUUCGUAUUCUGCACCCAAAGUAAAAACGAUUCUUGGCAAAUGAAUGGAUGAAGGACUCCUACACGAAUCUGAGUACCAGAGCUUGAUGAAUCAGCUCAGAGAGAGAAAGAAUUCUUCAAUGAGUAACUUCAAGAAACUGGCUUCAGAAAAUAGCUGAUUUGAAAGACUUUUGCUGGAAAUUUUAUCUAAAUUACCAUUGAUGAAUCUGAAUGAUGAAGAAGGCUAUAAAAAAGUUUUAGAAAUGAUACUAAACAUUGAGCUCUGAGAACCUGAAUUUUAGAUAGAAAAAAUAUUUUCACUCUUCAAGACUUAUCACCACCCCCUCCAGUCUCCUAACCUUCUUCAGAGACAUCAAAAAAUCUUGGCCAAUAAACCUCCUCUAAAUUUU